Necator americanus (New World hookworm) is the source of this 639-nucleotide messenger RNA. RefSeq lists its product as uncharacterized. The transcript is spliced from 6 exons. Gene Ontology annotation, biological process: fatty acid elongation, polyunsaturated fatty acid; fatty acid elongation, monounsaturated fatty acid; very long-chain fatty acid biosynthetic process. The record is from RefSeq and is a predicted model, not a curated record. Gene Ontology annotation, molecular function: fatty acid elongase activity. Bases 1 to 639 code for a protein of 212 amino acids. Gene Ontology annotation, cellular component: endoplasmic reticulum membrane. Lineage: Eukaryota; Metazoa; Nematoda; Chromadorea; Rhabditida; Ancylostomatidae.
AUGAUCUACACGCAGCAAUACUCAUUCGCUGGAACACUGAGUGACGAGUGCGUGCUACCAGCCACGCCACCUCCGGUGGAACAACACGACAUCCUCUAUACCAUCUAUAACCGUGGACUUCUAAAGUCGUUGUGUUCCGCAAGUGAUCCGCAUGACGUGGCAGCAUUCUGGAUUCUCUUGUUCACACUUUCAAAAGUUGUCGAGUUGGGUGACACUCUAUUCAUCGUGCUGCGUAAGAAACCGUUGAUUUUUCUUCAUUAUUAUCACCAUGCUGCUGUUCUCAUCUACGCUUUGCAUUCUGCAGCUGAACAUUCAAAUCCGGGCCGCACUUUCGUCUUCAUGAAUUACUUCGCACAUUCUUGUAUGUAUACCUACUUCGCGUUGACCGUUUUUGGAGUGCGGGUGCCACGAUGGAUCUCAAUGAGUGUCACCAUUAUACAAACUAUCCAGAUGUUAGCCGGUGUGGCCAUAACAUUCAUCAUAUACAGAGUCAAAACUGAAGAAUGGAUGCCUUGUCAACAAUCUAUGGGAAACCUUUAUCUUGCAUUUGUCCUCUAUACAACGUUCGCUGUUUUAUUCCUACACUUCUUUUAUCAAGCCUAUAUCGUGAAAUCGAAAAGAAAAACGAGAACAGAGUAG